Molecule: messenger RNA, 309 nt
Organism: Dibothriocephalus latus
Lineage: Eukaryota; Metazoa; Platyhelminthes; Cestoda; Diphyllobothriidea; Diphyllobothriidae
Source: the annotation of a GenBank genome assembly
AUGGAAGUGCAUCUUCUUCCCCUCUAUCCUCGGACCCUGAGCAAAAUCCCUCUGGCACAGGUGAAACCGCCAUCCGUCUCCAGUGACACUGGGGUAGAAAAACCCAAAGAGGAGGACGCGGUGGAGAAAAGACUACCGUCCAACUACCAUACACCGGACAAGUCAGAGUCCUCGGGUCUCGAUACGCCGGUCAAACCCUCCGUUUCAACUAUGAUCAAGAACCAGAGCCGGUUCGCUGUCGUCCACCGAAGGAGCACCAAUGUAACGGCCUCGCCACCUGUCAACCGCAGCCGGGAAUCAACCGAGGCC